AUGGACGACGACUAUGUCGCGCAGCUCAUGGCAAAGGAGGCCGCAGAAAACUCCAAGAAGUACUCGCUGGAAGGUCUUGGGGCUUAUCAAUCGCAGAAACGAUCUGUCAAUGCGCCGAAAGCCAACACUCGGUUUCUCCGACAUCUGAUCAAAGAGACGGAUAGUCAUAACACAGCUUUGAAGCGGAAAGAAGAGAGAGAUGCACGAGACCGAAUGCGCCAGAUGAAAGCUCUCAGAGGCUAUCACCAGCUCCUGGAGUCCAUGAAGGAGAACGUCACUCUAGCACUAGAACCUCGGACCGAUCCCACCGGGACGAUCGUCGACAUAACAGCCGACGCGAUGACCAACGGAGUGACCAGAAUCGUUCCCACCGGAAAAGCCACCGCCAUCGCAGUCGUUCGCCAUCCUCGGGCGGGGACCGAGGCCGAGACCGGGAUCGGGACCGCAGACAUCGGCGAAGAGACGACGACCGCAGUCGAUCACGAGAUACCCAUAAAGACAGAGAGCGUAAGACACGACGGAGAGACGACGAUCGAGACAGAUCAAGGGAGAGAGGUCGAGACAAAGAGUACAGAGACAGUCGCAGGCCAACGACUUACCGAAGGCGAACAUACUCAGAGUCUCGCAGUCGCUCCCCACGUCGAGAUCGAAGUGCUGAACCUCACCGCAGCCGACGUCAUCAUAAAUCUCCCUCCAAUGCCCGGACAUCCCCAUCGAGCAGGAAAGAGGAGCGACGGUCACGUCGAGAAGAUCAAUCGCAAAUCCGGGCCUUCUAUUCAACGACAUGAUAGGGAAGAAUCAGACCCCCUUGAAGAUGUGGUUGGUCCUCUUCCGCCUCAGACCGCUGCACCGGUUCGUUCGCGUGGCCGGGGCGCCUACAAAGCUAACUUGAGCAAUAUCGACUCCCAUUUCGCACCGGACUACGAUCCUAUGGCUGAUAUCCAGCCCGAUGACGAUCAGUCACUGUCAAAUCGGCCAACUAGACGCCCCGUCGCGGGCCUCGAAACAGGGGAGGAUGACUGGGACAUGGCACUUGAGGCCUUGCGCGACCGUGCCCGGUGGAAACAAAAAGGAGAGGAGAGACUACGGGAGGCAGGCCUGAAUGAAACAAUCAUUGAGCGGUGGAAGGACAAUACAACCUCCGCUGGAGCGAGCGGGGAGAAGAGACCAGAAGAUGUACGGUGGUCGAAGAAAGGAGAAGGCCGUGAAUGGGAUCGAGGCAAGGUCGUGGACGAUCAAGGACAUACGGAUGUCCACGCCUCGUGGUAG
This is a messenger RNA of Penicillium waksmanii, 1269 nucleotides long. RefSeq lists its product as uncharacterized. Bases 1 to 1269 code for a protein of 422 amino acids. The record is from RefSeq and is a predicted model, not a curated record. NCBI's taxonomy places the organism in Eukaryota, Fungi, Ascomycota, Eurotiomycetes, Eurotiales, Aspergillaceae. The transcript has 4 exons.